AUAUCCCAAUGUAAAAUAAGGGUUAAAAUAAAUGGGCAAAAAAAAAAUCCCAAUGUAAAAAAGGGUUAAAAUAAAAUAUUUGGUCAUUCUACAGGAGAAUCACUGCUCUAGUAGUAUACAGUAGUGCCUACUACCCUCUUGUGGCCAAGGAAAGAUAAUGCACCUAAAAUAAUUUGGUUGAAACCGGAAGUUUCAGACGCCAUGGAAACGCAUGACGCUGACCUGUGCUGCUAAAUUAAUAGCUAGCUAGCAUCAAACGAAUAGCGUCACCUUCAAACUGUUGAAAUUAAUGUAUCGGAAAGCAAUGAAAGUGGUAGUUGACUUACAGUUUAGAGCGGUAUCAUGCCCUGGUGUGCAUUUGCCAGCCAAGGAUGACAUCUACCUCAGUGUGUGCUUCAUGAGCCAAUACCGCAAGUCUGUGUGUCUCCCCCCUGUCUUCCCUCUCCUGUUUCGAGAGAAGAUGAGAUUUGAGAAAGUGUUCCACUAUGCUGUUGACCCAGGAGAUGUUGCAGAGAUGCUGGAAUAUGAAACGGUCAAAGUUGAAUUGGUACAGUUGAUCCCCCCAGUGGGGGAGGCCCUGGCCUGCUUUGAGGAAGACGCCAGACGCUUCCUAUUUCCAGAGCCCAAAUUGGUUCCAUCCUUCUCUGGAGUGGACAGAGAGGUUCUCAUGACACGCUCCAUUAGCUUCCCUGGCAUUGCUCCAAGGUUAGAGUUCUCCACCAGAACAACCAUCAGUGAGUGCUCUGCGAACGCAGAGGUCAACAGCACCCAUCUCAGGUCUCCAAUGAGGACAGUAGUGCCAAAGAAACGCACUAAAAGGUCCCGAAAGGGACACCGGAGAGGAGAUUGGGACGGUGCCUGGCGGGCACCAGUGAUGCCCAGAUCACGCUCCCUCUCCCCGUGCAAAGCCAGCCAGAUGGACGGUUGUCAUGGAAAUAUGGGGCGGCUGGCACAGCUCAGUUUGGGUUCCAGCUGGGAUAUAGAUGAGGAGUUUUUACCCCGUCAUAAAAGCGACCCCUGGCUUGGGACUGGACACUCCCCUACACCCCACCUCUCCCCUGUCAUGGCCAGACCCACCCUGACCAACGACUCCUCUCCUCGUCUCCCACAGUCCCUGUCCUCUGACACAGACAAUCUCCUGGACUACCCACCAGGUCCAAGCCAACGGUGUUCCCUGGUUAACAUGGGGAGAUCCUCCACCGCUACACCCAGCCAUUCCAUGCUUUGGCACUCCUACAGGGAAAGCUCGAGACAAAAUGGGUCACGCCCCAGCUCCCAGGGCAUGUGGGAGGAGGUCCAACACCGCGUCCGAGGACUCCUUACCACCCCUAGAGCGGUGCACAGACUUGCCCGUGGGGCCACAGACUCCGAGAUAGACGAGGUCCUAGCCCGGAGGUCCAUCUCCCCUAACCGAUGCCCACCCUAGGGAGUCAGUGGGGAACGGCCUGGGAAGGGGUGCCGUUCACUCAACAACUUGAAGCUUUAUCUUCUAUACAACCAGUGAAGAAGCCAAAGUGUCCGGUUCAUUUCGGCAUUGAUUUCAUACGAUAAUGAUGUCAUAAUUCACUCUGUGUGUGUGUGUUACGGUUAGCUGAAAUGAAGUAUUAAGUCAUACGGUGGCUAUUGAAGAGAUUUACCAGAAUUCAAAGCAUCUCAUAUUAACGCUAAUGUUAUUAGUCAUUUUGUAUGUUUAUUUAUGGUAUUGAAUUGAGGCAGAAACCAUAGAAAUGUAUGUCAUUAUAGUCAUGUUCUGUGGACAUGGUCAUUUUGUGUGAAUAAAUCGUUUUGUGUUAUCUAACAAAAAGAAA
Molecule: messenger RNA, 1808 nt
Organism: Oncorhynchus mykiss (rainbow trout)
Lineage: Eukaryota; Metazoa; Chordata; Actinopteri; Salmoniformes; Salmonidae
Product: spermatogenesis associated 6-like
Biological process (GO): spermatogenesis
Cellular component (GO): sperm head-tail coupling apparatus
Molecular function (GO): myosin light chain binding
Source: RefSeq, a predicted model, not a curated record